GCCGGGGAGGGCAGGGCCGCCCGGAAGUCCUGACCUGCAGGUGGCGCCGGCCGGAGGCUGGGGCGUUGCUGCCACCAGUGGGCGGGGCAGCGGGGCAGCGGGGCGGGGGCACCCUCACCUGUCCGUGUGUGGGGAUCAGCCUGGGCUCCGUGGCCUCCGCUUGCACCGGACGUGGACCCAGGCUACCGGUGGGCAAGAUAGAGGACUGAGCCCAGGCACGCACGGCUGGCCAGGUGGGAUCCCCACCCCCGCUCAGCCUUCUUUCUGCAUGGAUGCUGAAGGACCAGGCUCACUUGAAGUUCUGAGUUUGAGCAGUAAGGUGGAAACAAAGAAACCAAUGGAAACAAAGAAACAAGUCAUUGUGGCAAAGCUCCCCACCACAGAGAAGCUGCCCUGAGUGGAAGGGAGGAAAAGGCUGACCAGCCUCUGGUUCCCGUACCGGUCAACUGAUUGGAGUACCUUUCCAGUUUGGAAACAUCUGGGCAGGCCCAGCUGGUAAGUUUACUUUUCUACUUUGACCAAGCAAACUGAAGCCAACAGAAGAGAACUUUCACCAGCAACUCCCAGCACAUCCGCUCGCCUUCUGAUGUCUGUGACCUCACUCUCGCUGCCCCACCUCUUAUUACAGAUUGAACAGGAUCCAGGGGGAAGUACCAAGCCUGUCCCAUCGGCCAUCCUGUGUGUCAUGUCCUGUGACCCAGUGGAUGCUCAGCACCCUCCAGCUGAAGAAACAGAUUGCCUUAGGUACAUGAAAGGUGAGGACACCUACUAUCCCCAUGGAGCGCAGGUGGGGCUGGGAGUCUGCUGUUUGUACAGCCGGUGGGCUCGUGUUGCUUUGGGCAUCCCUGUGCCUGAAUUCCUGCAGUACACUCGGUGCCUGUUUCCUAAUCUGCAAAACUGGAAUGAUGUUAACCAUCCCGCAGUGCAUUCCAUGGUGCAUCCUCGCCUAGAAUUGAGUGGAAGCAAGUCCAUCUCAGAAGGGACAUACCUGAAGAGAAAUGGCUUUCCAGACUCUGAAGGGCAGAGAAAGCACCAGCCUGGGUUAGAGAAAGAGAACAGCAUCUCUGAGCCCGUCCUGGGUGACCUCACAGAGAUCACCCUAGUGGCCCAGGCUAGUGACCGGGAACAUGUACCUUCCUGCAGCCAACCCCAGACGUCCACUGAUGCAUCAUAUACUGGCAAAGAUCCUGGCCUGGGGGGGUGUUGGCCGCCGGAGAUUCGCCAGAUGUUGGACUCCAGCUUAACCACCGGAAGUGGGCAGGAUGUGCUGAGGGGGCGGAGGCAGCCGCCAAGGCAGCGACGGAGGGGGCUGUCCCUGGCCAGCCGGUCAAUUUGUUCCCAUCUCAACAUUUGCUGUCCCAGUUUCGCAGGACGCCCUUCUCCAGUUUAUCCUUCUCCUGGGAGGUGACAUUUUAGGUUAUUGGGUCCCAGAUUGCUGGCACACUCAUCCCUGUUCUCAAACAUCUUUUAAACUUGGGUGAAGUGAUAAGUUGGGGAAGAAGAUGAUUUACUGAAAGUCUCCCGAGAAGAGAUUCAGACUGAACAGCUUUGUGUCGGACUUUGGAAGACCGCUGGUGCCCAAGGGGUUCUCUGGCAGCACAAUGACGAAUCUAGGUCCCUCUUUCACUGCUACGUCAAUGAAGUGGACCGCAUGGACAAGGCCAAAGCUGGUAUCCCAACCAUAGCCCUUGACAGUGAUGUUCGGCUCCAGGAAGCCAUCAGAUGCAGCAGGUGGCCAGAGAAGGAGCCUAACGGGCUCAUGAAAUGUGACACCCCCAGCUUCAUCAACACGGACCAGAACUCUUCCUUUGGGGAAGAUGAUCUCCUGAUUUUGGAACCACCGAUUGUUCUAGAAAAUAAGCCAGUUGCCCAGACCUCACACAAAGACUUGAAUUGGAAAUGUGCUUUGUCAAGUGUUUCUCUGAAGAUGUGAAGUCUGUCUUUGUAUGGCAGGAAGUCCCCUUUCACAAAAUUGUAUGUGUUUGUGUCUGAGAGAGAGAAAUGGAGACAGACAGAAAGACGGAGACAGAAGAGAGCCCCCUCAGAAGAGAGCUAGCUAAGCACCCCAGACUGACGAAGACAGUGGAGAAUGCCUCUGAGUUUGGCACUGAUUGCCUGGAGAAUGCUGAAACCCAGGGAAGUGGGCAGCACAGACGUUUACUCAUUUAAUCCUGCCAACACAGUAGGAGAUAGAGUCUACAUAUUCCUCGCUACUUAAAAGAUCCCUGCCUUCUCUCUGCUCCUCCUGUCCAUGUCUCUCCCUCCACUUUUCCCCUUCUCCCCUCCUCCUCCCAUCUUCUCCGUCCCUCCCUUCCCCAACUUCUCUUGCAGAACACAGAGAGGAUAGCUGGCCCUCCUGUGCAUGCGCAGUCUGUGCCAGCUGGACCGAGGGUUGGAAGCUGCAACUCCGAGCCGGGGAUCGGCCCCAAAGGCUUCUCAGCUCUUUCGCCCGGUAGGACUUUGGCUCCUGCCCCGGCGCCCCGGCCACAGCUGUCCAGGGCCAAGUGUGCACUUGCCGCGUCUCGCCCCAGCCGGGCUCCCCUCAGUCCGCGGCUGGCGUCCCCUUCCCCUCUCCCGCCCGCGAGUUCUCUCCUCCCGGGCUGCCUCUCCUCGGCCGCCGGCCCGUCCCCGCCCCUGGGCGGGCUGUGUCCCGGGCGGGCGGGGUCUGCGGACCCGGACGGUGGCGGGCGGCUGGGGCUGGGGCUGGACUCCGAGAGGGGCUACAGCCCGCGUCCCCCCCCCCCCGCUUUCCCUGACCCGCGACCCCGGGGCUGCCCUCCUCUCCCUUUCCCGCUACCUGGGGACCAGCUCAGUGGUGUGGGCGCUGCUCCCCGGGCUGAGAGCCUCCGGCUGUGAACCCCAGCUUCUCCUGUUGGAGUCGGGAAAAGGGAGCGUCAGUGCUGAGCGAGCUUCCGUCUCCUCCCUCAGUGUUUCUGCCCCAGUGAGAGGGCUCAGUAGUGCUCUGCCAGCAUGAUUUUGGGGCAAUUUGGGGGCAGAUAUCGUGCACAAGCAGUGAGAUAUUUCCAUGCAUUUUACUUUCCGGACAUCACCAUGGAACAUGUGGGGGUUUGUGCCUGCAGGCCGGGAUGCUGCAGGACUCCCUGGUCCAUCACCGUUAUGUCUUGGAGCUGCUCCAGUCAGUGAAUGACUUUCUGUGGCUUGGAGUACGUUUUGGUUACUGAGACCCUCGAAUUCCCAUAUGAAUUGUAGCAGCAGCUAGUCAGUUUCUGCAGAGGAGACCGCAGGGAUUGUGAUCGAGACCACGUUGAAUAUACGGAUCGUUCUGGGGAGCACUGCCAUUCCAAAAGCGCUGUCUUCUGAUCCAGCAAUGUGCCCUCACCUCCAGUAGCAUCCAUCCAGACACCGGAACUGACACUGGCCGUGCUCCGAACUGCCUCAGCCCUGAAGACACAACUGACAAAUAGAAGGGGACCACGCCCUGUUACAGCAGGUGCUCUCACUUUGUGGAUCCUUAUGUAACUGAGCGGUGUUAAUCAGGAUUGCCCGUUCUACAUUUUGUGGCGCUGCUGCGGUGUCUCCUAAUUACUUGUUUCUCUCGCUUUAUUCACUCAGGGGUAUAUCAUGGACGUCCUCCCACUCCAGACUCACCCGGCCCUUUCAGAUAGAUUGGAGGGGUCUCCUGAUGUGCGGGUGUCGUCUCUUGUCCACGGAAACAUUUGGUGCGAGACUGCUGUGGACAAGGCCCUGGACCACGGCGAAACGCCGGCUCCCUCAGCGCCCGCAGCUCGCCUUGAUUUACCGCAUCAUUGUCUUGAUGGUGGACAGUUAAGUUUUCUCCAUUUUCCACUGUCAGAAAGAAUGUUUGAGUUGCAUCCUUCUUGUACAGAACUUCCUGUGAUCUUGUAUGUGUAUUCCUUUAGUUAAGGCUUCUGGAAAUUUAGUCCCUGGAUGUGACAUUUACAUUCAUCACAGACUCCUUUCAAGUGACUAGAAAUUCCUUCUCCAUUGGGGAAUGAAAAAAUGCACAAUUACUUAUGUAACCAAUUCUCUAUCGCUGGAUAUGAUUUCACUUCAGUUUUUCUUCCCACCUUUGUAAACAGUGCUGUGUAAAUGCCCUGAUGGGUACAUCUUUUUGGACUGAUUUUUUUUUCCUAAAGGAAACGAUUCCUAGAAGUGGAGUUGAGUCAGUGUGUAUGUACGUUUUUCAGAGCUUACAAAUCCAUUGAUAUGUCAUCCUCUGAAAAAGUCGCUCAUGAUUUGUUCUCCCACAGAUGGACACUAGCUAGAUUAUCUUAAAAAUAUUUGCCAAUAUGAUAAGCAAAAGUGCUUUUUCAUUGUUUUUUUUUGCAUUUGAUGACCAGUGAAGUUUUGAGCAUUUUUCACUCAUUAGUCAUUUGACUUUUUUAAAAUGAAUGAUUCCUUUUGUCCUUUGCCCACAUUUAAGUGAGGGAGCUUCUUGUUGCUUUGUGACAGCUUUUUGUAUGUUAUGAAAAUUAACUUCGUGAAUUCAUCAACAUGUAUCACAGAGCUUUUUCUUGUCAUUUCUUUCCUUUCAUUUUGUUCAGGAAGUUUUCUGAUUUUUGUUGUGGCUCAAACUAUUCUUAGGAUAGUAAAUGUCUUCCUUAUGGGUUUUAUCUUUGACAUUAUUCUUAGAAAUACUCUCUUAUAAUGGAAUAAAUCUCUUCUGUAGGUAUUUUUUAAUCUCUAAGAUGGAGAUUAUAAUAGUACAUGUUAUAGUGAGGAGAAGUUGAGUUAAUAAGAGCAAAGAGUUGUAUUUGCUGUUACUAGUACUUUUUAAUAUUUACAUCGCUAUCUGCAAUUUAUCUUGUGGUCAUUAUGACAGGAGUAGAAUUUAUUCUUUCCAGGUGAUUCUCUGUCCCAGGACAAUUAUCGAAUUCAUAAUUUUCUCUUUGAUUUGAAAUCCCACCUGUACAAAAUACUUACAUACACUAGAGUCUUUUUUGAGCUCAUGGUUCCCUUCUGUCAAUCUCCUUUCCUUACUCCAGCACCAUAUCUUACAUGUUGUAAAAAUUUAUUUAAUAACUGGCAGUCUGAUUUUUUUUGAUUCUUUUCUUCCAUCCCAAAUUUUCUUGUCAAGUAUUAUGACUUUAUUAUUCCUGAAGAAUUCCAAAAUAUUUUGUUCAAGUUAAAAAAAAUCAGAUUGGAAUUUUCAUGGGAUUUUUUAGUAAGUUUUGAAUUAUUCUUAGGAGAACUUACAUCUUUACAAAACUGCUUUUCUCCAUGCAAUAUGUUUAUGUCUCUACAUUCAUACCUCUUACUUUAACCCUCAGUACAGUCCUGAAGUUUCUCCAUUUAGAAUAUGGGCAUUAUUUUUGAAUUUAUUCCAGAUUAUUGUUUAUGUUUUUGUUAAUUUUGUAAGUGAGAAUUUUUUGCUAUUAUAUUUUUAAAUGUUUAAAACUGACAUUUAGAAAGGAAGAUUCGGUUUGUCAAUACUCACUUUGUAACUUGUCAUUUAAAAUUGUAAGUAUUAAGUACUUGUUCCAGAAUCCUUUCUUUUCUGUUUUUUAAAAUUUGUUUCCAAGAUUCUCAAAAUGUUCAUAGCUAAGUAGUAUAGGAGGGGACACAGAUGGAGAGAGGAAGUGUGGCUCACGAACAAACUGUGAGCAAUUUCAUGGCUGCCUUUAGGCUGGAGAAGCCACAGAAGAGCCCAGGUUAGACCAAGGGUGGCUUUGUAUGCACUUGAAAGCCAGCUUUCCUGCCUGUAUGGUGAAGCCUGGUGGGCGUGGCAGGUAGAUGAUCAAGGUCUGAUCAAGGUCAUUGGCUGCACAGAGCACUGUGUCUGUGAGAACUGGAGACCAUUACCAUGGGAAAUGCUUGGCGCCAGGAACACUGCAGGGGAGCUGGGGAGCCUGUGUGUUAAGGAUUUUCCAGCCCUGGGAGAGGGAAGAUGAGACUCUGCAUUCAGAUCUGAGUUUGAAUUCAUCCUCUCUUGUUUACUGGUCCUCUGACUUUUGUCAAGUUAUCUACCCGCUUUGAACUCCUGUUUUCUUGUCUCUCAAAACAGGAGAAUUACAGCCUGCUGCUAGAGUGUUUGAUCAGGGUAAAUGAUUUGUGUCUAUAAGAUGCCACGUACAGUCACAAUCUCAGUGAGAAAUGGGCUGUCGCCUCUUCUUCUGCAACUCAGUGCUCGAUAAGACAUCGGGGGAAAGCCAGUCCCUAAUUUGUAUGUGAUGCAAUGAGGAACAAAAUUAACGUCUUGCCUUUCCCUAGCAGGAUUCUUAUUUCUUUGCUUCAUUUACCUCUUUCCUCCUUUACUCUCCCCUUUCACCUCCUCCACCAAAAGAGACUGAGUCUGUCUCAGAACACUACAUUCAAAUUACUUUAAAUGUUGGCUCAUCCCCAUGAAAUUACAGUGAAAUUAAAAAUAAUCUGUACACGUCCCAGACAUGAUUAUAUUUGAUUUACACACACACACACACACACACACACACACACACACAAUCAGGCUACCUCCCAUUUGCUGAGGGAGAAGGACCACUUUUUCUGAGUUUUCAUUCACUGAGCGUGAGAGCAAAGUCUCUUAAGCAGAAAUUCGCCUGGCUUCUUGCAUGGUUUUUUAAAUUGGAUUUCUGCUUUGUGUCCACAGAAAUAGACUCCUAUUAGAAGAGGGGAAGUGGAGACAUAGAUAUUCUGCUGAGAUAUUGGUGUCAUCAUAUUUGAGUUGGAAAGGACUUACGACAGCAUAGAGUCGUACCUUUUUAUGGGUGAGAAUCCAUGAUAGUGUAACUUGGACAAGAACCCGGGUCUUCUGUCUUCAUGUCCACGCGGAUGAAGAGGCAACUGGGUGGGGGAUGGCAGGGAUCCUUACUUGAGUUCCGGGGUCUUGCUAGUUUCCAUUGUUCAGCUGCCUUUAGUUUAUGUCCAUGUGGCCUCUCAUGGGAAGGUCACUCUAUCCUGAUAGAUUGAGUUUCUAAUCAGCAAAAAGGUCUGGACCCACUCAUGUUUCCCAGAGAUUUUCUGCUGACCUGCUGACAGUUUAUAUACAUGAGAUCUUAGAAACUGCUGGAUAUAAAAUCCUUAUUGUUAUCAUUUGCCCUCGAGUUCCACAGGAAUGGGGUGCUGUCUCAGGCUGUCUAAGGCCAGCUCUGAACAAAGAUAGGGUGAUAGGCUGUGCAGCUGGACACUCCCCAGUCGAAUGGGAUUUCCACCUUAGUUUUUAGAAUCAGGCAGAUGAGUUCAAAUCUUACCUUUACCAGUUAUUAGCUUUGUGACCUUGAGGAAGAAACUUUACUUUUUUGGGGACAAAUUUUCUUUAUCCGUAAAUAAGUUCAGUAUUUAUUUUAGGGUUUUUGUUUUAGAAUUGAAUGAGCUAAUUCCCUCAUUUAUUCCUAAAAUACUGAUCACAUGGUUCUAUGCUGGUGACCUAGUGGUUGAUUACUAAGGGACUCAGUAGUGAGAAUGUGGGUGAGGCUCCCUGGAUAAUAGAGCUUAUAUUCCAUGAUAUGCUUGUAAAAGACUGGAUUGCAGUGGAUUUUUAGUAAAUGUCCAUUCUUUUCCUAAUCCCCAUUGAUUGUGUAUAUAUCUUUAUACUAAUAUAUGAACAAUUUUUUAUUGCAAUAUAAGUCUUUUUGUAGUAUUUAAAGUAUGUAGCUAUAACAAAAAUACGUGAAAUAAAAUGAUUUGACUUUUAUUUUCUUUUCAAUAAACAAAACAAAAUAAAAUAGAAAAGAAAAGAAAAAGUUUUGAAGGAGUAGAAAUAAUUUUAUUUCCGUGUAAUCGACUCCCUAUGUUAGGUUUUUCGGUUGUGUUCUUAAACAGCAUAUAAAAUUGACAGGUUUUGACUUCAGUGUUGAUAGCUGGGUGAGUAUAGUUUCUUUUUGUGGUUGUCUUUGAUGAAUUAUUUGCACUAGAUCAUAAAUAAUGUGCAUGUUACAUAUUGGAAACGAGGAAAGAGUGGAGACAUACUACCUCCAAUGCAGUCAUUUUGUUACCGAGUCCAAACUCAUUCUGCUCACCAAAUGACAGGCCAAUAAACUGGGAGAUGAGGUGUUGGAGCAAGGAAUAGUGACUUUAUUUGCAAAGCUGGCAGACCCAGAAGAUGGCAGACUGAUGUCCUGAAGAACCAUCUUCCCCAAGUCAGAAUUGAGUCUCCUUUUAUACUAAAAAGGGGUGAGGCUGCAGUUGGUUGUUGGAAACUUCUUGUUGUAUGAAUUGCUUGUCCUUUGAAUCCGCUGUUCUUGCAGCUGUCCAUGUGGAUCAAAUCAUGUUGCCAUUGUAAUACCUCCAAAAGUAAAACAAAGUUAUUCUCUAUUUUGCAACUUGCCAUCUCUACAUAAGUGCAGAUUAGUUAGCAUCCUUCAAGAUCACGGCCAGGAGAAGAGGCUGUCCUGGAUAUUUCAGUCUAAAGGCAACUUUCUUUUACAAAUGGUGCAGAGAUAGCAAGUCUGAGCCUAGAAAACAGGGCACAGGUUUAAAGCCAAAGGAACAGACCUAACAUGGGGUCAAAAUUGUUCUUUUCUAUUACAAUUCCCUUUUCCGCUUCAUAGAUAAUUUUAGUAAGAAACAUGAGCAAUUUUGUAUUUUUGCUUCUUAAUAACCGAUAAGUGGGCCAACUAUAUUUUUGUGAGCAGGGAUGCUGUGCGGGCAUAGGGGUCACAGCAAACUCUUGUUGGGGGUGGCCGACCCUGGAACAUGUCUGAUGCCCCGUGAGUGUUGGUGAGGGUCCCCUAGCCAGCGGCUCUCUUCAGGAGGCAGCAUAUGGGCAUUGAUAUCUGGAGACCUCAUUUUCGGCUGCAGGAAAUUUUUUAGAUACUGCGAUUGAAAAAUCACUCCAGCUGGGGAUAAUUAGGGAAAAAAGGAAAAGUAAAAGGGUUUGGAGUAGAGUAGAAGAGAAGGACAUCAGAUCACGGAGCCUGAGUGCUUGGCAGCGGGGCUUCGGGGGAGAGGGGAGCAGACGUGGGGAGGGGCCUGGCACCGGAACCAGCUCCUGCACCUGUCAACAUGCCCAAGCCACAUAGCUUUUAAUUGGGCCACCUCUCUGGGCUGGAUGUCACCCUGUGCAGAACCUUGAGAAUCGAAGGUAAGGGGUGGGCAGCACUCACCUAGGGGUCACUGUAGAUUUCGGUCAAGUCCACAGUGCCUUUUCUGUUCAUGUGUCUUCACUUGUCCUUUAUCUCAGGAUCUGAGGAGGAGGAGAAAGGAACUCAGAUAGAGAUCCAGGAAGAUAUCCGACUGUGUUAAGAGAGGACAGACACAGUGACACGGGGAGCGAGGACACUUGCAGCAAAGUAAAAUUACUUCACAACUAUUGCUUCAGAGUUGCAGGUGUGAGAGAGCCUAAGCCUGUCUCAGAGUGCAGGGGACAAGUGGAAAGGAAUGGCAAAAUUUCCACUGAAAAUUGAAAUUUUGUUAAAUAGCCUGCUACUGUUGCUUGUAUCACUUGAAUGAAUGCAGGCAUAUUUCUGUGGGCAUUUAUAGGUUCACUCAACCCCAGCAGCCCCUCUUGCCCCCAUCGGGGAUGGGAUUUCUCAAGCACAGUGCCCCUCCUGCUUGGGUGGGCCACGCUGCGUGUCCUCGCCUGGGGCCGGGCUGCUGCAGGGCACUGAGUCCCUGAGGCGCGGCCUGGGAGACAGGACAGGAAUAUCUCUGCUCUCGACUGAGGGCCUCCUUUUCCCCCUGCAGUGUAAGAAUUCCGGUGACUGAGUUAGAAGCAUGCUCCCAAGCUGUCCGUGUCCUUGCCAUUCAGAAGCGGACCCUGGAAGCUUCCAAAUUUCUCCAGAAUGCGUUCUACAUUCACUUUCGGCAGUUGGCCCGCCAUAUCUGCAGUUUCCACUUCAUGGAUCCAGAUGGCUGAUUGUAAAGGGACUCGAACAUCCUUGGAUAAUGGAAUCCAGGAUGGGGGGUUCCUGAAACCAACCCCUCGAGGAUACUAAGGGAUGACUCUACAUGUAGGAGUGAAAUUGCUGAGCCAUAUAACUCUAACCUUUUGAGGAAACAACAGACUUCUCCAAAGAAGCUGCACCAUUGUCCCUUUCCACUGGCCGCAUAUGAGAUACCCAGCUUUCCCUGCACCAUUUGUUGAAUAGACAAUUCUUUCCAUGGAGUGUUGUUGGCACCCUUGUGGAAAACUGACUGUAAAUAUAAGGAGACUGAGAAUUAAGUCUUCUCUCUUUGGGUGGAGCUCAUUAUCAAUGACGGGAAGUUGUAAGGAAAAAGAUAUUGAUUCAUCCUGAGAAAACAUUUUUCUGAGAGUCAGCAGUGAAGAAGGUGGACACUGAAGAAGAACCCAGAGUGGAUCGCUGGCCCUCCUGCACAUGGGCAGUCGGUGCCAGCUGGACCGCGGGUUGGAAGCUCCAGCACCGAGCCGGGGAUCGGCCCCAAAGUCUUCUUAGCUCUGUCGACCGGACAAGCUCAGCGGCGUGGGCGCUGCUCCCUGGGCUGAGAGCCUCCGGCUGUAAAGCCCAGCUUCUGGUGGAGUCGGGAAAGUGGAUCCUCAGUGCUGAGCGAGCUUCUGUCUCCUCCCUCAGUGUUUCUGCCCCAGGGCCUGCAACAUGAGCAUCCCUGACUACGUGCAGUUUGCUGAGGACUAUGAGACUCUUCCCGUGGUGGUCAAACCAGUGGGGAUCAUCUCAGAGGAGAAUUUCUUUUGCAUCUAUAAGCGAACCUCCUUGGUGAGCCAGAUCAGCCCGUGCAGCUCCCAGGGCGCACUCUCUACGCACUACAGGCACCACUAUGCGCCCAAGAAUGGAUGGAGCUUCUUCCAGACCCACCGCAUGGUUGUGGGCCUUGUCACCAUUACCGACUGCCUCUCGGCCAAGGCCUUCGAGAAGCUCCACGUGCAGAGGAGCUGUAUGGCAUCAUGCUUAAUGACUCUCAGCUCUUUGUCUUUGUGCUGCAUGGGGAGGUAAGCCAAGCAGCCGCGCACCGACGUGGCCUUCAAUCUAUGAGGACUGCAGGGUGGUGGAGAAGAGGAUCGAGGACUUCACUGAGUCACUCUUCAUCUUGCUCAAGUCCAAGUGGCUGGAUGGGGCCCCUGACAAGUCUGGGGACAAGAUCCCACUCCUCUGCAUGCCGUUUGAGAAGGAGGACUUCAUGGGACUGGACACAGACAGCAGGGCCCUGUGAUCUACAUGCCCGCACUCACCAUCUGCUCCUUGGAGAUGAGGUGUCAGGUUUAGGAGCCUGGGCACUGCUGAGGGCACAGCUGCCAGCACCGUGCUACACGGAGGCUGGCUCCCUUCACCUCACAUGUCACCUCCUGCUGAUCCACCAGGCGUCAGUCAAGAAGUUGGUCUCUUCUCUGCAAUUCCACCCUGGCAGAUGUGAUGGUGGUCAGCGUGCUGGUGGGCAGUCAUUUGGGAACUCCCAGGAGCCAUGCUGAUUCUCCUGAAUCUCUCAAUCGGGGUUACAGAACAGUCGAGAACCGAAGGAAGCCCAUUCACGUGAGGAAGCCCCGUAUGCAUAAGCAGAUAUUUCCAUCUUCCCCAUCGUCCCCCAGCCCCAAUGAGCCACUCUUCUCUCUCUGUGUAUUUGCCUGUACUGGACAUUUCAUUUAAAUCGAGUCACUUCAUUACGUUUUGGUUACUGAGACCCUCGAAUUCCCAUAUGAAUUGUAGCAGCAGCUAGUCAGUUACUGCAGAGGAGCCCACUGGGAUUAUGAUCGAGACCACGUUGAAUAUAUGGAUCGCUCUGUGGAGCACUGACAUUCCAAGAGCACUGUCAUCUGAUCCAGGAAUGUGCGUGGUGUGUCUGUCCAGAGUUCUAUGUAUAGUUGGUUACAUUCUAUACAUGGAAAUUUCUCCAAAACUGCUUCCCACGUGUGUCCCAUGGCUCGGAAUGGGGUGGUUCUGCUCAUUGACGGGUGUUGGCCAGAAACCGAAAAUGACAUCCUCCAAGAAGCCUGGGAUUUGUCAGUUAUGUUUUGUCAGUGCUGAUGACUUCAGAAAAUGCUUUCACAGUUCCUCUCCAUCUGAGGCGGCAGCAUGCUCUCUUAGCAGCAUCAGGAGCUCAGGGCCACGGGAUGGUGGGGGUGACUGCACUGCCUUCAAGACAGCUGAGUUAGUCACUGCAGGCGUGGUGCUUUCACGUAGUGCAUUUCAUGUUCUUUAAUAGGCUUCAACAGGGAGUUAAUUGAGUUAAUUAACAUGUAAUAAAUAUGAUGCUUUGUUGUAAAGACAGUUAUAGGCAGAAUAUAAGCUGUGAAGACUUUAAAAAAUGUUUCAUUACUUAAAUUUCAGCAGGGAAGAUUUAGUUUAUCUUAUUUAUGCCUCUCUUUAAAAGUAACAAAGAAACAAGACAGAAAAAGCAGAGGAUGAUUUCUGUUCUUCCUCUCGGCAUGCAGGUGCCCUCACCUCCAGUGGCAUCCAUCCAGACACCAGCACUGACACUGGCCGUGCUCAGAACUGCCUCAGCCCUGAAGAUACAACUGACAAAUAGAAGGGGGCCAUGCCCUGUUACAGCAGGUGCUCUCAAUUUGUGGGUCCUUAUGUAACUGUGCGUUGUUAUUCAGGAUCGCCCAUUCUACAUUGUGUGACGCUGCUGCGGUGUCUCCUAGUUAUUUAUUUAUCAUUCCUAGGAGAGAAUUCAGCAGUGCAGCAUCCUCUCCGAGCUCUAUGAGUUGAUCGGCUUCCACCGCAAGUCCGCCUUCUGCAAGCGGGUGGCCCCCGUGCAGCGCGCGGCCCCCUGCAUCACGGAGCCUGGCGGGAAGGUCUGCUACCGACUCCUUCUGCAGACGCUUCCUGGCUACAGUCUGUCGCUGGAUCUGCAGGACUUCAGCAAAGGUGUUGGAACUAAAACAUUGCUUCAGUCCCAUUAACCAUGCCUGGUUUGGGCCCUGCUGUCCUGUCUCAUCAGGGUGAAUCCUGAUUCGUUUAGAAAAGGGCUCAGCAGACUUUUUCUGUCAAGGGCUUGGGAGUAAGUAUUUCAGUGUCUGCAAACCUCCUGAUCUCUGGUGCAGCUGCUCAGCUCUGCUGUUCAGACGCCAGAGCAGCCGGACAUUCCACACACACACAGAGUUUUAUUAACAGCGUUGGCUGGGGCUGGAUUCGGUGUAUGAACUGCAGUUUGUCCCCACAGCUCCUCACUAUUGACGCCUGCACCAGAGCGUGCAUUUGCGACAAUGGGUGAACCUGCACUGACACGUCAUCAUCACCCAGAGCCCAGACUUGACACUAGGAUUUACACUUGGUGGUGUGCACUCUGUGGGUUUGGACAGAUGUGAAAUGACAUGUAUCCGCCGUCACAGCAUCAUACAGAGUAGUCUGUCUUAGUGACCUUAAAAUGCUCCGUGCUGCACCUCAUUCAUUGCUCCUUCCCCUCUAGCCUCUGACAGCCACUGAUCUUUUACUCUCUUUGGUGUUCCCUUUCCCAGAACACCAUACAGUUGGAAUCAGACAGUUGCGGAACCUUCCCAGAUUGGCUUCUUUCACUUAGUAAUAUGCAUUUAAGGUUCCUCCAUGUCUUUUCCAUGCCUUGAUAACUCAUUUCAUUUUAGCACUAAAUAAUAGUCCACUUUCUGGCUGGACCACAGUUUAUCCAUUCACCUACUGAAGAAGAGCUUAUUUGUUUCUGAGUUCUGGUGAUUAUGAAUAAAGCUGCUAUUAACAUCUGUA
Messenger RNA from Camelus dromedarius (Arabian camel), 13532 nucleotides. RefSeq lists its product as uncharacterized. The record is from RefSeq and is a predicted model, not a curated record. Lineage: Eukaryota; Metazoa; Chordata; Mammalia; Artiodactyla; Camelidae. The coding region runs from base 587 to 1408 and encodes 273 amino acids. The transcript is spliced from 31 exons.